AUGAUGCUACGCCGGGAACUGCACGGCUCCUCGCAGGAAAUAGGCAGCUCACCCUGCUACCGGUGCACACAUUUUUCUUCAAUGUAUAGUUCCUCGGCGCGCCUCUGGCCUUUUCCCGGAGCUCUUCAAUCCCAGAAGCUACAACACAACGGCUGAAUCGCCAGGACUCCCCUGGGAGGCGUGGCUUCAGGACCGGAAGAAGCUCCUGUUGUCAAGGGAACGGUGCCUGCCAAGGCGCCUGCUCAGCGACUGAUGCACAGACUGCUGCAGAGGCUGCCGGUUUUCCCAACUUCUAGGGACGGCUUUGCUCAUUACCAGGCAUCCUUCCCAUAUAAGCAUAGAGAAGAAGGCUGAGGGACCCUCGCACCAGACUUCCAUCCCGGAGACCGAUACGAGUGCGUCCAUUCCUGUUGCCAGCUCCUGCGCCCUCCGGACUAACCUCAAAAACCAGCUGGUUUGUAAAUAUUUGAAUCACAUUAUGGGAUUGCUAGACAGACUUUCAGUCUUGCUUGGCCUGAAGAAGAAGGAGGUUCAUGUUUUGUGCCUUGGGCUAGAUAAUAGUGGCAAAACGACGAUCAUUAACAAACUUAAACCUUCAAAUGCUCAAUCUCAAAAUAUCCUUCCAACAAUAGGAUUCAGCAUAGAAAAAUUCAAAUCAUCCAGUUUGUCUUUUACAGUGUUUGACAUGUCAGGUCAAGGAAGAUACAGAAAUCUCUGGGAACACUAUUAUAAAGAAGGCCAAGCUAUUAUUUUUGUCAUUGAUAGUAGUGAUAGAUUAAGAAUGGUUGUGGCCAAAGAAGAACUCGAUACUCUUCUGAAUCAUCCAGAUAUUAAACACCGUCGAAUUCCAAUCUUAUUCUUUGCAAAUAAAAUGGAUCUUAGAGAUGCAGUGACAUCUGUAAAAGUGUCUCAGUUGCUGUGUUUAGAGAACAUCAAAGAUAAACCCUGGCAUAUUUGUGCUAGUGAUGCCAUAAAAGGAGAAGGCUUGCAAGAAGGUGUAGACUGGCUUCAAGAAAACAAUGACAGUAGGCAGGAUAUAGGAAGAGUCAUCUUUGGAGAAUCAGACCAGCCGAAGAGCAAAGAUCUAAAGGUAUUAAUAUUGGAGAUCCCAAGGAAAUGGCUUAGCCAGACAUACUAGAAGGAAGACCACAUUUGACAAGCUUCAGACACAUUUGCAAAUUCCAAUCAGUUUUUUAGUGUUCACUUAUACAUAUGAGCAGAUGGCAAAGGAUGACCAGGCAUUUGAGGAUGAAAACUAUGAAAUAUGGGAAUGUGCACAAACAAGAAAAGUGGGUUCGAGUAAGAAUUUAUAUAGAGAGAACAUUUCAAAAAACUGUUAAAGAAUAUCCUCAAAGAUAUAAGAGAAGGUGUUACUUUCAUGAAUAAAGGCAGUAAACUACUUGAAAAGAAAGAACAGAAAAAAAAUGAGUUCUUGGAAAAUAAGAAUAUAAUAGUAGAAAUGAAAAAUUUAGUUUUAAAAAGAUGAUAAAAUAGAGGCAAAUUCCCAGAAAGUAGAGCAGAAAGACAAAGAAUAGAAAAUUUGAAAGAAAAGAAAGGGGUCAUGUUCAGGAGGCCCAAUAUCCAAAUAAUAGGAAAUUCAGAAAUAGAGAACAGAAAAAAAUAGAGGAUAGCAAAUCCUCGAACAGUAUUUUCUAGAACUAAAUCGAUGAGUUUUCAGUUGACAGGCCUCUCAAGAGCUCAAUACAGUGGAUAAAAAUAUUCCCAUACCAGCAGGUAUGAUUACUAAAAUUCAGUGCUGUAAACAAUGGAAGAUUCUGCAAGCUUCCUGAGAAAAAAAAAUGAAAAGCUUCCUGAGGAAAAAAAGAAUAAGAAAACAGAAUAACAUCAGAUUUAUCAACAGCAACAACUUGGAAGCUGUAAGAUAAUUGGGAAAUGCCUGGAAGAGUCCAAGGAGGGAAUAAUAGAAUUAUAUACUCAGGCAGUAUCAGUGUAUUUUGACAGUAGAAUAAAGACAUCUUCAGCUAUACAACAUCUCAAGAAUUUACUUUCUAUCCUUUUUACUAAGGUAGCCACUGAGAAGAAUAUUUUUCAAAAACAGGAAAAUCUUGGUACCAGCAUUAUCAAAAAAAUAAAAGCAAAUAAACCAAGAAGAGAAAAUUGAGGGAUCAUGAGACAGGAAAACCAGCACAGAGAGUAGGGGAAGGAAUCCCCAGGAUAUUAAUGGAGACCCUGGAAUGAUAAUGAAAGAAGAUACUGUAACAAAAUGACUGUGGCAGGCAUAGAGAAAAUGAGUAUAGAUUCUAGAGUUUUUUAUAAGACCCUGUGGAAGAGUUCUUCAAGAGGGCAAAGUAGAUGGACUGUGUAAUGUACUUCAUAGUAAUAAAGGUUUAAACUCUGGGAGUGGUGCAAUUGAAUUAGUGUUAAGUACAUACAAUUAAAUAGAUGAGUUGGAUGAGAGUGGGAAAGACAAUUAUUAACUCUAGGAGGGAUAAAAUAUAGAAGAGGAAAGGAAAAGUAAGUAUACCACCUGUCUUAGCUGUGAAUAGCAUUUACAUAGUCAUCAUAUUGACAAUGACUAUAUUAGUGCGUUAGGAGUAUGGGGGUAUUAGAAGUAUUAUGAGGGUUGCCUAGGAGCAGCAUGGGAGUGUGAGAGAGCUGUCUCAUAUUACAUUGAAGGAACUGAUAUUUGAAGAAGUAGCAAUAAAAGUAUAUUAUUUAGAGGUGUUAUAAGUAUUCAUCUAAAAGGGAGUUAUAAGUAGUUGCCCCUGAAAGGGAGGAAUGGAGAAGAAGCAAAGUACUGCUGUUUUGCCUAGAAAGUUUGAUAAAAAUAAUAACUAUAGGAUGAAUUGAGCUUUUAAAAAAGCAGGUGUAGCUGGACCUGGUGUACACUUGUAGUCCCAACUACUAGAGAGGUUCAGGUGGGAGGACCACUUGCACCCAGAAGUUCCAUUACAGCCUGGGCCACAUAACAACAUCCUAUCUCUAAAAAAUAAUAAUAACAAAAGCAAAUAUAUACAUAAGCUUCCAACAUGUUGUAUAGAUUUGACUUAGAUUACUUUAGAAAAUAGAUUUUGCCCUAUAGAGAUUGAUAAUUUUUGUUUGUUUUUUGUUAUCAGAUCAGAUCCAGACUGUGAAGACAUGAAAAGGUAAUAGUUGGAAACCUCAGCAAUUUUCAAUUCAAGGAAUCUAUCUAAGGCAAACAGAAUACUUUACAUUUUGUAAAAGAUGUUUCUGCAUCAAAAAAUAUAAUUUUCUGCUUGCAUUUAUGGACUCUGACCUUUUUAAGAACAUAGGACUUCAGGUAUGCUAAUUUGGCCAUUAAUUAUUUAAAAACUAAAUAUUCCCUCAAAAGGGCUCCCUAGAAUUAUCAACUUCUUAGUGAAAGUCUACAUUUGAUUGUAUGUAAAAUGUUUAAAAGUCAGUUAUAAGCCAUCUCAUCCCAUCAUAAUUUGUGUUUAAUGUAUUUUAUUUUUUAAUUGUCUUUUUAAAAAUUUAGUUUAUGACUUUGCAGUAUGAAUUGUGCUUGUGAAAAAGAACUUUAAAUAUUUAUAAGGGACCAUGGGUAAUUAAUAUAUAUUCAAUUUUUACUAUGUGUCACUGUCAAUAAAAUGUAAAAUAUAAUGUACCAACUAGUGUACUUGUUUAUGCUGAAAAGAAUAAUGCUCUGUUACUAUGGUAUUUGGUGUCAUACUGUCAAGCAUUUGUAAACCAUCUGAGACUAAGUUAAGCUGAAUUUAUUUAUUCAGUGUGUGUUGAACAUCUCUACACCAACUAGUCAGACAUAGUCCUAGGCAAUGAUGAUACGAGGUAAAUAAGACAUAUCCUUAUCGUCAGAGAACUUAAAAUUUAAUGAGGGAUAAUUUGAGAACCUUUCCAUGGAUAGUAUCUAAUUUUAUUUCAUUGGCUGAAUGAAAAUAUUGCAUCUUCAGAUUAAGAGGUAUAAAGUAAAUUAAUGUUUGACUGUUCAGUAAUCAUUACUGACAUCUUGUUUUUCCCUUUUAAACACCUCCAAUUUACCAUAGCACUUUGUUAAAAUAAAUUGUGACUUUUAACUUUUUCAUGAACAUAAACUGCUACAUAAAUGUUCCUUAGAAUUUUAGACAUAUCUCAGGCACACAAAUUAUUAUUUCUCACAAAUUAGAGAACACUUAUAAUUGUGAACUCUAAAUAGAAACCUUCAUUUCAAUCACUGAGCAACAGUAUAUAGAGCAAUAUUGUUGAUCCUGAUAAACAUUACAUAUAGAGAAAAACUGUAAUAUACAAUAUAUGCCAUCUCAAAUAUGCUUAGCUUUGAAAAUGAUAAAAAUAGAAGGCAAAAGUAAGUGAGUAAUAAAGAUGUUAUAGUAACUGCAGUAGUGGUAUAUGUUUCACAGAGAUUUUAAUAAAAGCAUAUAAAGCCACAAUAAAAGUUCUAUAUUCCAGUUUCUCAUAGUCCAGAAAUAGCAGUGAUUUGGCAUUUGGCAAAUUGAAAGUUACGCAGAAAAUUCCAGUGGCUCAGCAUCUUAGCUAGUUUACCAUCUCUCUUGUAAAUUGUUUUAGAGGAUACAAAAUGAAAAUCUCAUUAAUCUAAAGUUGCUGCACAUAUAGGAAGGACAUAAUGAUGGAAACAAUGAAUGUAAUUUUUUAAAAAACUGAUAUGCUACAACUAUUUUCGGAUGGAGAACUGAUUGAGAAUUCAAAUCCUCACUUAUCAUAAGGUAGUAAUAAAAUUAAUGGUAGUUACCACUAUAUGAUCAUUAUAUUAUAAGCAGGUAUUACACAUACAGAAUUUUCAUCAUUUAAUCCUCCCAAUAAGCCUAUGUGGCAGGUUUUGUUGUUUCCAUUUUAUAGAUCAGUAAACUGAGGCCUUAAAAUGUUAUGUAAUUUGCCAAAGUUCAAAGAGCUCGUAAGUCUGGUACUAGGAUUCAGUACCAAGCAGUCUGUUUUAAGACAGAUAAUUCAAGAGUGUGAUAGAUAUUAGAAAUACAGAUAUAUCUGCCAGAAUAACAAUUAAAAUGAUAGAAAAGGCUCUUACUUGGGACAGCAACCAGGACAGGGAUGGUAGAGGGAAGGUCAGAGACUAGAGACUACUCUUUGCUUUUUUUGUUUUCUUUUUUUUCUUUUAAAGCUAUUAACACUACUCAAAUUUUAAACUCUGGAUAUAAAUGACUUCGAUAAAAGUCCUUAAAACUAUUCUGACAUUAAAUUAUUUGGUAUUCCACAAACUACAGUAGCUCAUACCUAUGCAAAUAUUUAGAAGAAGGAGAAGUACCCUUUUUGUUUGUUUUCAUGAUCUCCAAAAUCUAGCUUUUAGUCUAUAAACAUCCAUCCCUACUCCACAUUUUCAUGUAAAGAUUAUGUAGAAGUAAGUUGGGCAACAGUGUAGUCACAGGAUGCCAUAUAAGUGUGAAUAAGCUGAGAUUAUUGCAUUUGUAUUUAGCAUAUUAUACAAUUAAAAUGUAUUUUAUUAAAGCUGAAGCAAGUUUUCUUUCAUGUCUAGACAUCGGUGUGUUACAGAGUUUAAUUCAUUAAGCUCUGUAUUUGAAUAUAACACCUUGUAAAAUGUUUGAAACUUAUCCUCUUGUAUGUUAAAUAUUUAAAUAUUUGUAUAUGGCCCUAUUCAGCCUGUGCUUUAUAAAUCACAAAAGAGCUGGGUUUUAUAUGUUUGUUUUUUAUUUCUAAGCUCUCUGCGAAAAAGUUAAAAAUUGUCUCCUUUGUUUAAGAUAUUUUUUCUUUGUAAUUUUUUUAUAUCAUGUUGUGAUUUUCAUAAAUAUGUGCAGUUACUCUUGAUAAUACUUGUCUUAGUCAUUUCAGGUUGCUAUAACAAAGUACCAUAGACUGGGUGGCUAUAAAUGACAGAAAUUUAUUUCUUAUAGCUCUGGAGCUGGAAGUCUGAGAUCAGAUUGCCAGCAUGGUUGGGUUCUGGUGAGAGCUGUCUUGGUUGCAGACUGCCGUCUUCUUGUAUCCUCACAUGGCAAAAAGAGGGCAAGAGAACUCUCUAGAGUCUGUUUAAUAAGAGCAUGAAUCCCAUUACAUCUUCACAUGGCUCCUCCCAAAGACCCCACCUCCUAAUAUCAUCACAUAUCACAUAGGGGGUUAGAAUUUCAACAUAGAAAUUUUGGGAGAACACAAACAUUCAGUCAGUUGCAAUACUUAAGGCAAAUUCAUCUUGCUUAUAACUCUGGUGCAUGUGCAUUAAAAUACUAUUGCAUUGUAACUGAGUUUGUACUUAUUUUCUGCUUUCUGAUUAUUCCCUUUGUUCAUAAAAAUAAAUGACUGGUAUUACAAGCUCACCUAAAUAAAUAGGUUUGUGUACGUCUGCGACUAGAGAGAAAUACUAUAGUGAUUAA
This is a messenger RNA of Nomascus leucogenys (northern white-cheeked gibbon), 6290 nucleotides long. RefSeq names its product ADP ribosylation factor like GTPase 6 (gene ARL6). Lineage: Eukaryota; Metazoa; Chordata; Mammalia; Primates; Hylobatidae. Gene Ontology annotation, molecular function: GTPase activity; GTP binding. Bases 479 to 1138 code for a protein of 219 amino acids. The transcript is spliced from 8 exons. The record is from RefSeq and is a predicted model, not a curated record. Gene Ontology annotation, cellular component: axoneme; cytoplasm. Gene Ontology annotation, biological process: cilium assembly; vesicle-mediated transport; intracellular protein transport.